This is a messenger RNA of Branchiostoma floridae (Florida lancelet), 3884 nucleotides long. Its product is annotated as PDZ and LIM domain protein 7-like. Gene Ontology annotation, cellular component: filamentous actin; adherens junction; Z disc. Bases 121 to 2451 code for a protein of 776 amino acids. Gene Ontology annotation, molecular function: actin binding; muscle alpha-actinin binding. Gene Ontology annotation, biological process: muscle structure development; heart development; actin cytoskeleton organization. The transcript is spliced from 16 exons. Lineage: Eukaryota; Metazoa; Chordata; Leptocardii; Amphioxiformes; Branchiostomatidae. The record is from RefSeq and is a predicted model, not a curated record.
UCUGGGAAGGCAAGUGUGCCGUGUGCAAACGCCAGGAAGUCCCUCACAAACAUCGCCGUCCUUCGGACGGAAGGCAAAGUUUCUCCGGUCACUUGUCCUGGACGCAGUGGACUUUACAGCAUGGCGUCGGGCCAGCAAUACCAGGUCACUCUACCGGGACCCGCGCCCUGGGGCUUCCGUCUCUCGGGCGGGAAGGAUUUCUCCUCACCGCUGUCCAUCUCCAGGGUAACUCCUGGAGGACGGGCUUCCAUGGCCAACAUCGCGCCUGGGGAUGUCGUCCUGAGGAUCGGCUCCCGUGCGGCGGAAACACUGACACAUAUCGAGGCACAGAACAUAAUCAAGACCAACGAUGGACAGCUAGAACUCACUCUUGUCAGAGGGGAUGGCAGAGCGAGACCAAUGCCAGCGACCCCAGCUGGACCUUCAGCACCCACAAUAUCAGCCCAGCCAGUGCAGGCCAGUGCUCCUGCCACACAGGCCCCGCCUAUGCGCAUCCAGCGUCCAACGGUCUACAAACCCCCACCACUCCAGCAACCAAGUGCCCCGUCACCCCCGCUAAGGGCAGGGCAGCCAUUUUCCCCGAAACGUGUGAGCCCCGUACAGCCUGGAACAACCGUACAGACUGGUCCGUCACACUUAAAAGUCUCCUCAGUUUCCGCCCCCAUGACACGAAUCUCCCCGACCGCCCCCACACGACUGUCGUCGCUGUCCACGACGAGUCAGCCGCCCUCCACGGGCGCUCCCCGAUCGCCCACCAGUCCUGGGAUGGUCCACAGCCAGUACAACACCCCCAUCAACAUGUACGCCGUGGAAAACGUCACGGAGACUCUGAAAGGUCAACAGCUUCUACAGGAAGCACAGAACAGUGUGGACGUAGGUGCCAUCAAGCGUGCCGGCGAGGCCGGUCUGGGCAAACCUGCCGCGCCAAUCGAAAUCGAGGCCGGCGGCAGGAAGAUCGUGCACGCUCAGUAUGACACGCCCCUGGGUAUGUACUCCACGGGCGCCGUUCAGGACACGCUGGAGGGACAGCUCGCCGGAUUGGUCGGAGGCAAGCCCGAAGUGACCGCGCCACAGCGCCCUGCAGAUCAGCCUGCUAGCAAACCUGGCACGGUGGACACGUCGUCUGCCGUGUACCAGAUGAUCCAGGAGGAGUCUGCGAGGAAAGCCCGCAUGCAGCCCCGCGUGGCGCCCCCGCCCGAGCCGCCCACCAAGCCGGGCGCCUCCCACGCCCAGUCCAGGUCCUUCCGCCUGCUCCAGAUGAUGACUGCAGAGGAUGAAGCAGAAAUCGACCAACAGGAGGCAGAACGCGAGCGUGAGCGCCAGGAACAGGAGCGCCUGCGUUACCAGGAGGCAGUGGAACAGGAGGCGGUGGCGUCCAGACAGAUGGAGCGUCUGGAACUGGCGGAGGCUCAGGCUGCCCUGUCCCAGAAGGACCGCUCCGGCCCACAGGAGCUCCAGGCCGUCACUGCCAAGGAGAUGGAGAAGGCCGUCGCCUGCCAGUCCUGCGAUGGAGACAUCUCGGGUCCCAUGCUGAAGGUGAAAGACAAGCUGUUCCAUGCCUCCUGCUUCAACUGUGCCGAGUGUGGUACCAACCUGAGAAACUCUGUCUACAUCAUGAUGGAAGGAAACUACUACUGCGAGAAGGAUGCCAUCGCCAGGGCCAAGCCGCCACCCGGAUACGAUGUGAUCCUCCUUGACCCAGCAGGAGGGAAAACUGGUGCGCCAGCAGCACCAACGGCCACCACGGCUCCCAGCGGCGUGGGACGUCCUGCCGACCAGAGGAGACGAGUCGUCCGCGGAGACCGCCAGGACCGCAAGGCCAAGCCCAUUGUCUACGCCAAGAUGGGGGCCGCAGGGUCCAGGACUCCCCUUUGUGACAGCUGCAACCAGAUCAUCAGGGGUCCGUUUGUGGUUGCCAUUGGCCGGUGCUGGAUGCCUGACUGUUUCACGUGUGCUCACUGUAAGUGUAACCUGAUCGAGAUGGGCUUCGUGGAGGAGGAGGGCCAGCUCUACUGUUCCACGCACUACAAGGAGUUCUUUGCCCCUCUGUGUGGCAAGUGUAACGAGCCCAUUGCUGAGACGUCCCGAAAGCUCCAUGGUAGCAACGUGCACGUUACAGUGAAAGCUGAAUCCAUCAUUGCAAAUGACCUGCAGUUCCAUAAGCACUGCUUCCUGUGUGCCAAGUGCAGCUGCCAACUGGACCCCAACGGCUACCAUCUGUGGGAGGGUGCACAGAUCUGUGAUAUUUGCUUUUCCAAGACCAUGUCUACCAAGUGCAUUGGUUGUGACUUCCCCAUCGAGCCUGGCGAUCGCUGGCUAGAGGCCCUGAACUGUGCCUGGCACACGGAGUGCUUCUGCUGUGCUGUUUGCCAAGUGGAGUUGGAGGGAGCUGCCUUCUAUGCCAAGGGGAAGAAACCAUAUUGCAAAAUUCAUGCCAAGCAGGCUGCUUGAGACUGUCUCCAUGGCGACUGUUGUCAUAGCAACAAAAAGAGACAACUUUUUGUGUAACAGCUCUAUGGAAACCACAAUAAAAUAGCAAAGAUCUCGUAGAUGUAAAGAAAUGGCAUGAUUUUACACAGCUAGCAGGGUCAGGUGCAAGGACAAUGUGAAGAAAAGAGCCAAAUGUCUGCAUGAAACAGCAUAAUGUGAGAAGUCACAUGAUGAUAUAUGACUUGCAUGAGGAAAGAAGACUUCUGUGAUGAGUCAUGCGAAGAGAUUUUAUGGCUCAGGCCGGGAUUGUUUUAUUUUGAAUUUGUAAGAAGACUGUAAGCAAUGAAGGAAAGGCCAGUGUAAGGCUUUGAUGUUUUAUCACUUUCUGUAGAGUUGGCUGUCUUAAUACUUAGGUAACUGAUACUUAACUGAAGAGAAGAGACGAGGCCCACCUACCCCGACACCAGGGCAGCGGGCGGGUACUGUGCUCACGGAUACACGUGCCGUGGGUUGGCCCUGCCCGAGGCUGGGCCGCCGUAGGUGAUCGGAAGUGCACGCCUCCUGUCAUUCGUGUGUGCCGAGGGUAAAAGGGCCGAAAUCACCUAUGGCGGCCGACACCCUCGGGUCCUCCCCUGACGAUCAGUACCCGUCGCUGUCGGCUGGCGCGGACAUCCUUCCAACUCGCAGCACUCUGCAAAACUACUUCCCUCACCACGUCACACAGCUAUCUUUUAGUUUGCUCAGAGGCCUCACUGGGCCUCGUCAUUCAACGGAGUCAUCCAGUCUGCGAGUUGGACGGGUCACGUGUCCAGCCCGGGGUAGGUGUGGCAGACGUGCAGCACCUAGCGCUGAGGAGCGCGUACGUUGGAUGUGUGUUCUAGAGAAGUGCACAGAUGGAGAACUGCAGGGUGUAGCCUUUCACGUGUGUGUUGUGUUGUGUUGACCAGACUGAGAGAUGGUGCUAAAGUAAGGAAGGUCAGAGGAGAGAGAAUUAGUUUUAUCGCUUCCCUUGUGUGGGUGACGGUGUUACCCACCGACCACCCUUGUACAUGUACUUGCAUGCAAAUCACCUGUAGCAAAUAGUGCUGAAUUUAUCUUAUACCCACCAAGUGUGUGAAAAUUAUACGUUUGAUAGAAUAAUGUUAUGUUGCAACAUAGUGAAAUUAUGAAGUGCUUUUUAUAGAAAUCAUGAUUAUCAAUUUAAAGUACAUUAUGCUAAGAGGGGCUAUGCAAAAUUGCAUACGUAAAGAAAUGGAGAUACUUAAUGUAGCUUUGACAUCUGCAUAAUAAUUUUGUAACCAAACCCUAUUGGAUUGUUUACAGCUAGAGCUGUGGUAAUUUAUGCAUAGUAGCUUGAAAAGCUAUAAUGUGUGAAAUCCAACCUGCUGUUUGGAUUUGCAUUUUAUAUAUAACUCAAUAGAGAAUAAAUCUGGGUCCCCUACCUAGGAACUGUA